Rhodofomes roseus is the source of this 546-nucleotide messenger RNA. RefSeq lists its product as uncharacterized. The record is from RefSeq and is a predicted model, not a curated record. Lineage: Eukaryota; Fungi; Basidiomycota; Agaricomycetes; Polyporales; Fomitopsidaceae. The coding region runs from base 1 to 546 and encodes 181 amino acids. The transcript has 6 exons.
AUGGCGGCCAAGACACAUUGGUUCAUAUCGCUAUGGUUUGCGAUCUCAAUCCCAAUCAUCUUUUGGGAUGCUGGAUACUGCUUCAUGCGGCCGCGGUCCAUGGAAGGUGGUGACCUACACUGGAUCUGGAAGCCCUAUGCGCUAUACCAGAAAGUUGACCACAUCUACGGCGUGAAAGCCUUGGAGGAGGGCGAUGGCUUCACCAAUGCUCAAUCUCUAUUGAACAUCGUUGAAAACUUCAUGAACAUCGCCUACCUAUACCUGGCGCACGUCAAGGGCACGCCUGCCGCGUCCUUGCUAGGCUUCGCGAGUGCCAUCAUGACCCUUUCGAAGACAGCCCUCUACUUCCUCCAGGAGCACUACUGCGGCUACUGCUCCAUCGGUCACAACACGGUACACGACCUGAUUUUCCUCUGGAUCAUUCCGAACGGAUUUUGGCUUCUCCUGCCUACUAUCAUCAUCUGGCAGUUCGCCAAGGACAUCACCUCUGCGCUGCACGUUGCAGAGCGCGUCAGCAAGAAAGAGGCUUCGGGCAAGAAGUUGUGA